GGCUACCGUUGGUGAGCUGGAGUCGCCCCAAGAGGAAGGGACAUCGAGCGCCCCCGCGGGCGCGCAGUACGGAGAGGACGAUGACGAUGAGUUCGAGGGGCUUACGGAGGAAGAAGCUCGACUGAGGAGAGAGCAGAAGAUGCCUGUCCUGCAGUGGCAGCCCGCCGCAAACGGCCACAUAGGCGCGGUCACGUCACUCACGUACUCGCAUGAUAGCACAAUGCUUGCGACCGGCUCGGACGACACCUCCAUCGCCAUCUGGGACACGUCCAACCAGACCAUCAUCCGCAAAUGGGACGCACACACCGACGUCGUCUGGGCGCUUGCGUUCUCCCCCGACGAUAAGCGGCUCGCGUCGGCAGGCGCGGACAGCAACGUCAUGGUGUGGUCGGUCGAGACGGGCGAGUGCCUCGCAACGAUGACCGGGCACGAGGAGACGAUCCACGCGAUGGCGUGGUCCGCAGACGGGAAGUUCAUCGCGUCGGGCUCGGACGACAUGAGCGUGCGUCUCUGGGACGCAGACACGUACGAGCAGAAGACCGUGCUCGAGGGCCACGAGGCGAUGGUCACCUUCGUGUGCUUCUCGCACAACAGCCGCUGGCUCGCAUCGGGCGCGGCGGACUACUGCGCGCGCCUGUGGGACGUCGAGGCGGGCACGCCGCACGCGGUGCUGCGCGGGCACAAGGGCAUGCUGUGGCAUGCGGACUUCGACGCGGACGACCGCCGGCUGGUGACGUGCUCGGACGAUGCGAGCGCGCGCGUAUGGAGCGUCGAGACGGGCGAGAUGCUCGUCAACGUCCACGAGCACCAGGGCCCGGUGUGGAACGUCGCGUUCAGCAAGGACGGCACGCGCGUGCUCACCGCGUCGAGCGACUCGACGAUGCGCCUGUGCGAUUCGUUCACGGGCGAGCGCAAGCUCGCGCUCGACGGGCACGAGAGCAUGAUCAACACCGCGUGCUUCUCGCCCGACGGGAAGUACGUCGCGUCCGCGUCGUGCGACAACACCGCUCGCCUGUGGCGUGCCGAAAAUGGGAAGCCCCUCGCGACAUUCAACGAGCACGACGACAAGGUGACGCUGGUGGCGUUCAGUCCCGAUGGUGACACGCUCGCGUCGGGAUCGGACGACGGCACCGUUCGCAUUCGGUUGAUAAACGAGAUGCCUAGACGGAUCUGA
Trametes versicolor FP-101664 SS1 is the source of this 1174-nucleotide messenger RNA. RefSeq names its product WD-repeat protein. The coding region runs from base 140 to 1174 and encodes 344 amino acids. Gene Ontology annotation, molecular function: protein binding. The record is from RefSeq and is a predicted model, not a curated record. The transcript has 2 exons. NCBI's taxonomy places the organism in Eukaryota, Fungi, Basidiomycota, Agaricomycetes, Polyporales, Polyporaceae.